Lutzomyia longipalpis is the source of this 2061-nucleotide messenger RNA. It is a transcript of the gene pit, whose product is annotated as probable ATP-dependent RNA helicase pitchoune. The record is from RefSeq and is a predicted model, not a curated record. Gene Ontology annotation, molecular function: nucleic acid binding; RNA helicase activity; ATP binding. The coding region runs from base 97 to 1995 and encodes 632 amino acids. The transcript is spliced from 6 exons. Lineage: Eukaryota; Metazoa; Arthropoda; Insecta; Diptera; Psychodidae. Gene Ontology annotation, cellular component: nucleolus. Gene Ontology annotation, biological process: maturation of LSU-rRNA from tricistronic rRNA transcript (SSU-rRNA, 5.8S rRNA, LSU-rRNA).
ACCGGCGUUAAGAAGAAGAAAAAUUAUUUGGUUUGUUGAGGCAGUGUUUGAGCGAAAUCCGCGUUUUGUGAUCAUUUCUGGAGUUUCCUGGCUAAAAUGACUUUCAAGGAGCGUCUGCUGAAGAGGAAGAUUCGUCGUAGAGAGGAGAAGUUCAAGGAAUUCAGGAAGAAGCAACAAAAUACUGCUGAAGACAGUGAGGAAGAGCCCCAACAGGAGGUGGAAGUCACUCCAAAGGUGAAGAAGGGGAAGAAGAAGCAGCCAACAGUGGAUUUUCAAGAAGAAGAGAACCCUCCGGAGAUUCCCACAAAAUCAGGAAAGAAGAGCAAAAAGAGGAAAGCAGAGAGUGCUGAGAGUGAGGUAGAUGCAGAGGAAGCUGGAGAAAGUCAAGAAACGCCACAAGAAGAGAAGAAGAAAAAGAAACAGAAAAAAGAUGAAGAUUCCGUGGAUGAGGGUGAAACAUCCAAUGCAGCAAAAGAGGAACAACCAGAAAUCAUUCUGGAGGACACAAAUUUCUCAUCACUGAAGAAAUACGUCUCACAGGGCACACUGGAUGCAAUCAAGGGGAUGGGAUUCACAAAGAUGACUGAGAUUCAGGCAAAAUCCAUUCCGCCACUGCUUCUGGGACGUCAUCUCAUUGGAUCUGCCAAGACGGGUUCGGGGAAGACACUGGCAUUCCUCAUUCCAGCUGUUGAGCUGAUACAGAAGCUGAAUUUUAAGCCACGCAAUGGAGUUGGGGCGAUUAUAAUUACCCCAACGCGGGAGCUCGCCAUUCAGAUUUAUGGUGUUCUGCAGGAGAUCAUGGCACAUCAUUCGCAGACUUAUGGCAUCCUCAUGGGUGGCGCCAAUCGCAAGGUUGAGGCAGAGAAGCUGUCAAUGGGUAUCAAUAUAAUUGUCGCAACACCCGGAAGGCUUCUGGAUCACCUGCAGAAUACUCCGGAUUUCCUCUACAAGAACCUCUCUUGCCUGAUAAUUGACGAAGUGGACAGAAUCCUGGAGAUUGGUUUUGAAAUUGAACUGAAGCAGAUUAUUGAGUUGCUCCCCAAACGUCGGCAGACGAUGCUCUUCUCAGCCACGCAGACUGAGAAGACGGACGCCGUGUACAAGCUGGCACUAAAGGGGAAGCCCGUCUAUGUGGGGGUGGAUGAUGAGAAGGAAGUCGCCACGGUGUCGGGACUCACGCAGGGCUACGUGGUGUGUCCGUCGGAGAAGAGAUUCCUCAUGCUGUUCACAUUCUUAAAGAAGAAUCGCAAGAAGAAGGUCAUGGUGUUCUUCAGUUCAUGCAUGUCCGUACGCUUCCAUCAUGAUCUCUUCAACUACAUCGACUUGCCCGUGAGCGCCAUCCAUGGGAAGCAGAAACAGGCCAAGCGCACAGCGACCUUCUUCCAGUUUUGCAAUGCCGAUCAGGGGGUGCUGCUGUGCACAAAUGUAGCUGCCCGGGGGCUGGAUAUUCCAGCUGUUGAUUGGAUUAUGCAGUACGACCCUCCAGAUGAUCCCAAGGAGUACAUUCACCGUGUUGGCAGAACAGCUCGUGGCCUUGGGAGUUCAGGGCAUGCAGUACUGCUGCUGAGACCAGAGGAGAUGCUCUUCCUGAACUACCUGAAGGAGGCAAAAGUCCCCCUAAAUGAGUUUGAUUUCUCCUGGAAUAAGCUUGCUGAUGUGCAAAUGCAGCUGGAACAUUUAAUGGGGAAGAAUUAUCACCUCAAUCAAGCGGGUAAGGAGGCUUUCAAGGCUUACGUGAGGGCUUACGAUGCGCACCAACUGAAGACGGUGUUUGAUGUCACAACGCUGGACCUGAAAGGCGUUGCAAAGAGUUUUGGUUUCCUAACACCUCCUUUUGUGGAUUUAAACAUCAGCACGAAGAGGCAGCGUCCAGAGAAGCGUACCGGUGGCGGUGGCUAUGGUGGUAUGAGGGCAAUGAAUGAGGGGAAGAAGAAGACGAAGAAGGUGUAUAAACCUACAGCAGCUGGUGGAGUAUCAAAGAUUCGUCGUGGAUGAUUUGGCGGGAAUGAUUGUUGUUGUUGAUCCUCACAGUGCGAUGAGAAUAAAUUUUAGCAACUUGAA